AUGACGACGAGGCCAGACGGCAGCGGCAGCGCCGCGCCCGCGGACAAGCAGCUCGUGCCGGCCUCCAACGGAAACGGCAACUCCGGCGCGCUGGCCGUGCGCAAGGCGCCGUCCAAGGACCGCCACAGCAAGGUGGACGGGCGUGGCCGGCGCAUCCGCAUGCCCAUCAUCUGCGCCGCCCGCGUGUUCCAGCUCACGCGGGAGCUCGGCCACAAGUCCGACGGCCAGACCAUCGAGUGGCUGCUCCGCCAGGCCGAGCCCUCCAUCAUCGCCGCCACCGGCACCGGCACCACGCCGGCGUCCUUCUCCACCUCAUCCCCGUCCUCGCUCCGCUCAUCGUCCUCCACCAGCCCCCACCCGCUGGCCGCCUCCGCCGCCGCGCCCUUCAUCCUCGGCAAGCGCGUCCGCGGGGACGGCGCCGACGCUGAGCCCACCGUCGCCGCCCCGGCACCGGGUUUCUGGGCGCUGCCGGCGCGGGCCGACUUCGGCCAGCUCUGGAGCUUCGCGGCCGCGCCAGAGAUGAUGGUGGCCGCGGCCGCUGCCGCGCCGGCCAUGGCCGGGGAGGCGUCCGCCGCCAGGGUCGGCAACUACCUCCCCGUCGCGCAGGGCAACCUCAACCUGCUCGCCUCCUUCUCCGGUGGGCCCGCUCCCACGGCGGCUGCCACCACCGCCGGCCGGGCCGAGGAGGAGACCGCACGCUGA
Molecule: messenger RNA, 702 nt
Organism: Miscanthus lutarioriparius
Lineage: Eukaryota; Viridiplantae; Streptophyta; Magnoliopsida; Poales; Poaceae
Source: the annotation of a GenBank genome assembly